GCCGGGCCGGGCCGGGCCGGGAUGGGGCAGCGCGAUCGGAUGUUCAAGGUGCUGGUGGUGGGGGACGCCACGGUGGGCAAGACCUCGCUGGUGCAGCGCUACGCCAACGACAGCUUCAACCGGCACUACAAAUCCACCGUGGGCGUGGAUUUUGCUCUGAAGGUGGUUCAGUGGUCGGAGUCGGAGACCGUUCGGCUGCAGCUCUGGGACAUUGCAGGGCAGGAGCGUUUCACGUCCAUGACCCGCCUGUACUACAGGGAGGCCUCGGCCUGUGUCAUCAUGUUUGAUGUCACCAACAGCAGCACCUUCAGCAACAGCCAGAAGUGGAAGCAGGACCUGGACAGCAAGCUGGUGCUGCCAGAUGGGAGCCCCGUGCCCUGCCUGCUGCUGGCCAACAAGUGUGACCUUUCCCCGUGGGCAGUGACCAGGGAGGAAAUCGACCGGUUCAGCAAAGAAAAUGGAUUUUCAGGGUGGGUGGAGACGUCUGUGAAGGAAAACAAAAACAUCAGCGAGUCCAUGAGGGUUCUGAUUGAGAAGAUGAUGUCCUCAUCUACAGGAGACGGCAGCUCCUGCUCUGCUGGCACUGGGGAUUACAUCAACAUCAAGGAGACCUCCCCUCCAGGCUGGGCCUGCUGCUGAGGCCGCUGACACUCCGUGCCUGGGCUCCUCAUCAUCAUCAUCAUCGUCAUCGUCAUGGUCACCUUUCCCUGGACUGUCCCUGGUUUGGGGUUUUUUCCUGUGAUUUUGAACCUUUUCAGUGGCUGUUUCCUCAGCACAGCCCUGCUGCAGUGCCUUGGAGUGAGGGAUGGAGGAAGAGGA
Camarhynchus parvulus is the source of this 819-nucleotide messenger RNA. RefSeq names its product RAB29, member RAS oncogene family (gene RAB29). Gene Ontology annotation, molecular function: GTPase activity; GTP binding. The record is from RefSeq and is a predicted model, not a curated record. Gene Ontology annotation, cellular component: Golgi apparatus; trans-Golgi network; vesicle. The coding region runs from base 22 to 639 and encodes 205 amino acids. Lineage: Eukaryota; Metazoa; Chordata; Aves; Passeriformes; Thraupidae. The transcript has 5 exons. Gene Ontology annotation, biological process: vesicle-mediated transport.